AUGAAUGUUCUUAAUUACAGAUAUACAAAAACAGUUGUAGACUCGAGUUUAACAGCCCAAAGAUAUAAUCCAGAAUUUACGGUGAUAGGUGGCAGCACAACAGGACUGGUGUCGGCUUAUGGUAAUUCGAAUACCAGCGUCCUGAUUGAUCAAUUGAGACACAUAAAUCAGGUGGUCCAAUCGCAGUUGGCAUCAGCGCCUGAUAGUGGAGUUUUGCUGGCUGACGAGGCGCUAGACGGUUCGGGAAGCGGCGCCCGGCCUGCUUGGGGAAAGAAUGAUGAUGGAGAUAUCGAUGACGAGGAUGUAGGCGAUAACGACGACGAAGAAGCCUCUGGCUCGGGAAUGGGUCCCACCACGACAUAUCCGCCGGGCACAAAUGACCAGGGCAAGUCGAACGAGGUGCCGUCCAGCAGUUUCCCAGUAAUCAGGCUCGAUUUUAUAGUGCUGCUUCUCAGCAGUCUUGCUGUCUGCGGUGCCUAG
Cotesia congregata is the source of this 480-nucleotide messenger RNA. The record is from the annotation of a GenBank genome assembly. NCBI's taxonomy places the organism in Eukaryota, Metazoa, Arthropoda, Insecta, Hymenoptera, Braconidae.